This is a messenger RNA of Calypte anna (Anna's hummingbird), 810 nucleotides long. RefSeq names its product dickkopf WNT signaling pathway inhibitor 2 (gene DKK2). Lineage: Eukaryota; Metazoa; Chordata; Aves; Apodiformes; Trochilidae. The transcript is spliced from 4 exons. Gene Ontology annotation, biological process: negative regulation of canonical Wnt signaling pathway; multicellular organism development. The coding region runs from base 1 to 810 and encodes 269 amino acids. Gene Ontology annotation, molecular function: receptor antagonist activity; co-receptor binding. Gene Ontology annotation, cellular component: extracellular region. The record is from RefSeq and is a predicted model, not a curated record.
AUGAUCGUGCUGAUGUGGAAUAAGUGCUCCUGCUGUCUCCUCUUACUAGCCGCGGUCCUGAUCGUGGAGAGCUCCCAGCUAGACAGCUCCAGCUCCAAGGUGAACUCCAUCAAGUCCACCCUGAUGGGGGAGGCUCCAACUCAGGCAACCAACAGAUCUGCAGGCAUCCACCAGGGACUGACGCUUGCUAGCAGUAAGAAGGGCAAAAUCCUAGAGCAGAUGGGAAAAUCUUCCAAGCACUAUCACCGGCAAGGAGAGGUCUAUCCUUGUACGAAUGACAAGGAAUGUGAAGUUGGGAGGUACUGCCACAGCCCUCACCAAGCAACAUCUGCCUGCACGGUGUGCCGGAGGAAGAAGAAGCGUUGCCAUAGAGACGGGAUGUGCUGCCCUGGGAACCGCUGCAACAACGGUAUUUGCAUACCAGUAACUGAAAGCAUCCUAACACCUCACAUCCCUGCUCUGGAAGGGCCACGCAACAGGAAGAAUGGUCAUUAUGCUAGCAAGGAUUUGGGAUGGCAGAACCUAGGGAGGCCACGCUCCAAGCUGUCACACAUAAAAGGACACGAAGGUGAUCCCUGCCUGAGGUCAUCAGACUGUAUCGAGGGACACUGCUGUGCUCGCCAUUUCUGGACCAAAAUUUGCAAGCCUGUGUUGCACCAGGGAGAGGUGUGCACCAAACAGCGUAAGAAAGGCUCCCACGGAUUGGAGAUAUUCCAAAGAUGUGACUGUGCCAAAGGGCUGUCUUGCAAAGUAUGGAAAGAUGCGACUUCCUCUUCUAAAUCCAGACUUCACGUGUGCCAGAAAAUCUGA